Molecule: messenger RNA, 750 nt
Organism: Penicillium crustosum
Lineage: Eukaryota; Fungi; Ascomycota; Eurotiomycetes; Eurotiales; Aspergillaceae
Product: Tricarboxylate/iron carrier
Exons: 2
Coding region: 1-750 (249 amino acids)
Biological process (GO): mitochondrial transmembrane transport; monoatomic ion transport
Cellular component (GO): mitochondrial inner membrane
Molecular function (GO): monoatomic ion transmembrane transporter activity
Source: RefSeq, a predicted model, not a curated record
AUGUCUUGUUAUGUGUUUUCGAAUUUCAUUGUAACUGUCGGUAUGCUCGCUCCAGGUUUAGGUGCCUCUGGUACAUUGUUUUGGCAGAUUACCAACCAGACAUUGAAUGUUGCCAUCAACUUUUCAAAUGCAAACAAGUCGAAUUCAAUUUCUAGAAGAGAUUUGAUGAAAUCUUAUCUCCUAGCUGUCUCGGCCUCAUGCUCCGUCGCACUCGGUCUCCGUUCUCUUGUCCCAAGGCUCAAGUCGCUUUCCCCCAGCACACGUACGAUUUUGUCCCGCCUAGUGCCCUUCAGCGCAGUUGCCAGUGCGAGUGCCCUAAAUGUCGUUCUUAUGCGUUAUGGAGAGAUUCGUGAUGGAAUUGAUGUCUUCCCGGCCAGACCUGCUACACAUGACAACUUGACACCAAACGAUGAACAGAGGGACAAACGAGAGACCCUAGGCAAAAGCCGAAAAGCUGCUGCUAUCGCUGUUGCGGAAACUGCGGUUAGCCGUGUGAUAAAUUGCACUCCAAUUAUGGCCAUGACACCACUGAUCUACUAUCGGCUGCAGGGCACCAAGUUCCUGCGGGCACAUCCCUCCAUCGCUUGGCCUGUUAAUCUAGCGCUCAUCUAUUUCACUUCCAUCAUCACUCUGCCUUUCUCGCUUGGUGUAUUUCCCCAGCGUCAGUCGAUUAGUAUCGAUCGCCUGGAAGAAAGGUUUCGAGAAGCACAUCCACACACUAAGAUAGUGGAGUUUAACCGGGGAAUGUAA